GCGAUCCCGGGCUCGCUCGCUUUUUUUUUAUUAUAUAUCAAUAUUAACCCUCCACACACACACACACACUCUCUCUCUCUCUCACACACACACACACACACACAGACACAGACACGGAGCAGCUCCUUGCGCCAUCGGCAGCCGCGGCGGGCAUGGCUCUCCGAGCCGCCUUGCAAGCGAUCCUCGGCUGCCUGCUCGCGGCUUCGGCCGAGAUCUCCAAGGAAGGAGGCUGCAAAGUGAAGACGGUGACCGUGUCCACCCUGCCCGUGCUCCGGGAGAACGACAUCAGCUUCCACGGCGCGCUGGCGGCCGAAUCCAAGCUUUACCUGUUUGUCCGCAACGACUUGCCCGGCGAGAUCUUGGUGGCAGAUGACCUAGAGAACACUGAGCUACCUUACUUCACCCUGGAGAUGACAGGGACAGUUGCAGAUAUCUCUUUGGUCCAUUGGAAGCAGCAAUGGUUGGAGAACGGCACCCUCUAUUUCCACGUCUCGAUGAGUAAUGCUGAACACCUCUCGCAGAUAACGCCACCGACCAUGCGGGAACCUUCGGAGAUAGUGGAUGAACAGAUGCAUGUCCUUCACGUCUCGGUCAUGGGAGGUCUGAUUGCUCUGUUGCUUCUCAUCCUCAUCUUCACAAUGGCGUUGUACGCCCGGCGGAGAUGGUGCAAGAGGCGGCGGGUGCCUCAGAAGAGUGCCAGCACGGAAGCCACUCACGAGAUCCACUACAUCCCCUCCGUGCUGCUGGGGCCGCAGGCCAGGGACAGCUUUCGGAACUCGAGGAUACAGGCCCACAACUCGGUGGUGGGGAUGCCUAUCCGGGAGACGCCCAUCUUGGAUGACUACGAUUGUGAGGAAGAGGAGAAUCAACUUCGCCCCGAAGCAUGUAACAGAGAAGACGAUUUUGGAAGCCAGGUUACUCGGACGCUGGAGAGUCUGGGCAGAGGAGAAGAGAAGAAGCCGAGUUUUGCAGCCGCUGAUGUGACUCAAGAGACAGUACAGUCAUUGAUGCAGAAGUUCAAGGAGAGUUUUCGAACAAACACGCCAAUUGAGAUCUCCCACCUGCAGCAGGCACCACGCAGCACAUCCACAGGACGAAAGAAAGGAAGGAGGAAUAAAAUUAGAGGUGGGAGUGGAAUUCUCAGAGCAGAAGAGGAUUCUGGUACAGAAGCAGAUGAUGAAACCCAUCUCACCUUCUAUUCUGAGCACAGGGGGAGGCGAAGGAGCAAAGGAUCUCCCAGGAGCCCCUUGAAUAGAACAGCCCUCACACUAAUCACUGUGAGCAGCUGUGUUCUAACCGUGGUGUAUGGAGGCCACUUGACAUGCCCUUUGAUGGUGAAGGUGACCCUUCAUGUUCCUGAGCACUUCAUUGCCGAUGGGAGCAGCUUUGUUGUCAGUGAGGGAAGCUUUCUGGACGUUUCAGACUGGUUGAAUCCUGCCAAAUUAUCACUGUUUUACCAAAUCAACUCAACAUCUGCAUGGACAAGAGACCUUUGUGGGCAAAAGACAUUGGAGCCUUGUGAACAUCUCUGUGAUGAAGAAACUGGUGAAUGUGGCUGUCAUGAUGGUUACAGUCCAGAUCCAAUCCACAAACAUCUCUGUGUGAGAAGUGACUGGGGACAAAAUGAAGGGUUAGUUCGACCAUGGCCAUACACAACACUGGAAAGAGGUUAUGACCUUGUGACAGGGGAACAGGCUCCAGAGAAGAUAUUCAGGUCUACCUACAGCCUAAGUCAAGGUUUGUGGCUGCCAGUCAGUAAAAGUUUUGUCGUGCCUCCAGUAGAGUUAUCCAUCAGCCCACUGGCCAGCUGCAAGACUGAUGUCCUGGUCACAGAGGACACAGGGGAGGUCAGGGAGGAAUCUAUGAGAUCCACGUAUUUUGAAACCCCAGAUGACCUCUUGUCCUCGUUUGGUCCUGUGCGUGACUGCUCCCGGGAUAAUGGAGGUUGCACAAGAAAUUACCGUUGCGUGACCGAUCGGAAGGUUGACUCCACAGGAUGUGUGUGUCCUGUGGGCCUGAGACCGAUGAGGGAUGGCUCUGGUUGCUUUGACUACACCAAGGGAAUUGAUUGUUCUGAUGGAUUUAAUGGAGGCUGCGAACAACUUUGCUUACAACAGACGGUGCCCUUAACUGAAGACCCCUCCUCCACCAAUAUUCUCAUGUUCUGUGGGUGUGUGGAGGAGUACAGAUUGGCAGCAGAUGGCAAAUCUUGCCUGCUCCUAUCGGAAUCGUGCGAGGGUGUGAAGUGCCAGAAACCCGAUGCCAAACUCAACGACACCCUCUUUGUGGAGAUGCUGCAUGGUUACAAUAACAAGUCGCAGCAGGUCAACCAGGGUCAGGUGUUCCAGAUGACCUUUCGAGAGAAUAACUUCAUGAAGGAUUUCCCUCAGCUGGCUGACGGAUUGGUUGUGAUCCCCCUUCCUGUGGAGGAGCAGUGUCGAGGAGUCCUUUCAGAGCCAUUGCCCAAUCUCCAGCUCCUCACAGGUAAUGCCAAAUACAAUGAGGCAACUGGCUACCCCAUGGUGCAGGAGUGGAGAGUGAGAAGCAAUCUCUACAAGGUUAAGCUCAAUUCAAUAACCCAAUCUGCAGGUUUCUCCAGUGUGUUGAAAAUGCUCAAGGGGGAGAGCAGCAGAGAGGACCUGAUAUCCGUCAUCCAACAGUACGGCAGUCACUACAUUGCUGAGGCUCUUUAUGGCUCAGAGCUCACGUGCAAAAUACAUUUUCCAAGUAAGAAGGUCCAGCAACAGCUUUGGCUCCAAUAUCAGAAAGAAACAACUGAAUUGGGAAACAAGAAGAUAAUCAAAUCGAUACCAUUCAUUUCAUACCUGUCAAGUUUACUGGGUGCCCAGAUGCUGUCAGAUGAACAACCUAUAACUGGUGUGGAGAUUGAGUGUGAGGAGAAAGGGCAAUGCCCCUCUUCAUGUCAUCUUUGCCACCGGCAAGGCAAGGAUCAGGCCAGUCCAACUCCUGUGCUGCUGGAGAUUACCCGUAUUAUACCACUCUACCACUUGAUAGAGGGCAACAUGACUAGGGAGGCCUUCAAGACUGCACUAAUGAGCUCCUAUUGGUGCUUGGGGAAGGGUGAUGUCAUUGAUGACUGGUGCAGAUGUGACCUGAGUGCAUUUGAUGAGGAUGGACUCCCAAGCUGCAGCCCGUUACCUCAGCCUGUGUUGAGACUCUCAGCAAGUGUAGAACCAUCAAGUACUAUGAUAGGCUUGGAGUGGCAAGAUGCUCAACCAGUGAUAGGAACGAAGAUAGCAGACUACAUCAUCCACUAUAAGAAAUUGGAUGAUUACAUCGACCCAAAUCUUUAUGCAGGGGAAUCUCUGAGCUUUGCAGAUGACCUUCUUUCAGGCCUGGGGUCCUCCUGUGUGGUGGUAGGGAAAAACCAUGGACUUGCAUCAGAGUCGACCACAUACUCCUUAAUUUUCAAGUGCCUGGAACCAGACAGCUUUUACAAGUUUACACUGUAUGCUUUGGACAGUAGAGGGAGACGAUCUGAACCAAGUGCAGUCACCAUGAGAACUACCUGCCAACUGAUUGAUGACAUCAAAGCUGAAGAAAUAGCAGAGAUAAUCUACAGUCUAUUCAAUGGCUACACCAGUGGGAAAGAGCAGCAAACAGCCUACAACAUGCUGAUGGAGAUCUCUUCCCCCAUGGUAUAUCGAGUGAUACAUCAUUACAACUCUCAUUAUGAAAAGUUUGGAGACUUUGGGUGGCGCAGCGAAGAUGAACUCGGUCCAAGAAAAGCUCACCUGAUUCUAAAACGACUGGACACCGUAAGUGACCGCUGUGCAUCUUUACUACACAGUGCCUAUAUUCAGAGCCACAUAGACUCAGUUCUGUAUUUCAUCUGUCGAAUGGAAGAAACCAGACCCACGGGGAUGGUCUGGUAUAGCACCUUACAUGAUGCAAAGGUGACUUGCGAUGAAAAACUCAUGUCCGUCCCUCGCAAUAUCUACGGAGACACUAAAUUGUGGUGAGAUGACGUUGCAAGUGAACUUUAAUCAUGUGCUCAACUUUUGAAAUUUUACAAGAAGCAAGGCAAAAAAAAAGAAUCUUCAUCUCAAACGAUAGUGGGAGCUUCAUCGGACAAUACAUGUGUAUAACAUAAGCCUUUCAGGCUUUGGUGCUUGUCCAACUGUUUAAUGAAUGACAAAACUGGAGCUACAUGAUUGUUGAUGUGAAGUGCUUAAUUCCAAUCAACUGUUUAGUGAACAGACAAGAUGUUGAAAGAGUGCAUCAAUUGGUGAACUGACCAAAAAUUCCCAGAAAGGUUAAUACAAAAUGUUGUAGCACUUUUUUUUUUGCUUUUUAUAAUUUGACCGAAGAAGUGAAUGCACAGCUUUUAACAAGAUGAUGCAGAAUUAUAUGAGGAAUAAUGGGUUUAUAAAAAUUGAACCAAGCAUGGGUGGAGUUGAUUAUUUUAACCGCCUUAAUUGAGAGCAGAGUUCAAUCAACUGACCAGUAUCAGAUAAAGAUAAUAACUUUUAGCAGUUAAUUCAGAAAUGUAGUCAUGACAGAUGAUUAACGAUUCAUGACUUGCAAAAGUCAGAUUAACAAAUCACUUGUAAAUAAUAAAAUGCACAAUGUACCACUAAUAAUGCACAGUGUUUUACCUUUUAUGGUGGAAAGAUUGAGGGAAAUAAAGGCAGGUGCAUAAGAAUUAGUUUUCAUUGUUUAUUGAGGAUGUAGUCUUUACUAAAUUAUAUCAGCAGGAAGCCUACAUUCUUUGCCCUUCUGACUGACCAAUAAAUGCCAUCAAUAACACAAGUUGUGCAUUGGUACAUGAUGGUAAGCAAUGAUGUUCUAAAAUACAUACUGACUUAAUUUUUCUGAUGGUAGCUGUAAAAUGCUGGCUUGAAACUUCCUAACAACGCUUUAACCUAGACUUUGAAAGUAAAUAGAAUAAAUGACUUUGAAAAGUGAAAUGGUUUCCAGUGCACAGUAGUAGUUAUCAUAUAUGUUGGCUAUUUUUUGAUUAAAUACAGAACCAUGGAUACUAAACAUAUCUUUCAAAAGACACCAGAUUGAAGUUUUGAUCUGGUUACACCAGUGUCAUCAACUUCAAUAAAGGAGGUAUUUAUCAAUAAGGUAA
This is a messenger RNA of Pristis pectinata (smalltooth sawfish), 5098 nucleotides long. Its product is annotated as astrotactin-2-like. Gene Ontology annotation, biological process: neuron migration; neuron cell-cell adhesion. Gene Ontology annotation, molecular function: protein binding. Bases 153 to 3983 code for a protein of 1276 amino acids. Lineage: Eukaryota; Metazoa; Chordata; Chondrichthyes; Rhinopristiformes; Pristidae. The transcript has 23 exons. The record is from RefSeq and is a predicted model, not a curated record.